CACAUUUUUGAAAGGAGUUUUUAAAACAGCUUCUUUUUUACCAUCGUCUUAUUUACUUUUGAGUAGGCGUGGAAAAACGUAAAAACGGCAGUGGAAAAAAUGAUCAGAAAUGUGCACGCGGAUGACGCAUGCUGAUGUCACGGACAUGCCUUAUUUGGCUGACCAAUCAACGUCGAGGUCUCAAACAGUGAACCAAUCACAGAGCUUCUUUUCAUCCACGAUCAAUGCGUCACGAACCGGAUGACGAAGCAGUGGCCCUCUGACGUGUUACGGGAUCGUCCAGUGAGAUCGCGGCAAGCUGGUGACGAGAAAUACGUAACUGGGUAUGGACUCCGCCGCAGCCGACGGACUGAGCAUCGCGCCGGACACGCCCAAGGACGCGCUCGACGGCCAGGCGGACGCAAACAGUCCAUCUAACCAGCCUUCGGUCAUUCAGUCAACGCAGCCGGUCCAGUUCAGCAAGAAUAACGUGAUUCUGUUGAACAAGGCCGGCGUCAUACAAACAGCACCCAACUCGAGCGUGCAGAGUCUUCAGGUGGUGGACGCCGAGUCGCUGCCGGCACAGUACGAGGACGAGGCGGCGCGUCGGCGGCGCGAGAUCCUCACCCGGCGACCCUCCUACCGCAAGAUACUCAACGAGCUCGGCGGCGGCGAGAUCUCCGAGGACAAGGGCGACGGGGACGUGGACACGCAGGGCGCGGCCAACUACCAGGGCAACGGCAUCAUCAAGGUGAUCCCGGCCAACACCAUUCAGAUCUCGGGCGCCGACGGUGUUCAGGGCCUCCAGACGCUCAGCAUGAGCAGCGCAGGCACCGGCGGCGGCAACACCAUCGUCCAGUAUACGCAGGGCGAUGGACAGUUCUUCGUGCCCGUGUCAAUCCCGGUGACCGGCAGUCUGAAGCUGGACCAGGGCAGCAGCCAGCACAUGGUCCUCACCUCCUCCGGCGAGGUGGUCGGAGAAGAGGUCACCAAGAAGCGCGAGGUGCGGCUCUUCAAGAACCGGGAGGCGGCGCGCGAGUGUCGUCGGAAGAAGAAGGAGUACAUCAAGUGUCUGGAGAACCGAGUGGCCGUCCUGGAGAAUCAGAACAAGGCACUCAUCGAGGAGCUCAAGUCGCUCAAGGAGCUCUACUGUCAGAAGAAGCUGCCGUGAGCGGUCGCCGGUAGACGGGCACCUGAUUGACGUAAUGUGGCGGUGACUGUGUGGCUUCGCGCGCUGGGAGGACCGGCCUGCGAGGCCCGCUCACCGUACCUGAACUGCGAGAGCCGGCCAGCGGCGACCCGGCCGCACGCGCCGCUCGGAAUGCCUUGAGAGCCGCUGUGCCGCGCCGGACCGCCGCGAGUCCGGUGUUGAGUGUGAUAGCCCGCGGCCGAGCGGCCCGGGUGACCGGUAUGUGUGUGCAUGUGAGGCCCGCGGUGGAGACGCGUUCCAGCCCACCCCGCGGGGGCAUUACCUUCCUGGGGUCCACGCCGGCCGCCGACCGCCCGGCCAGGCCGCAAUCAAAACGAGCGAGCGAGCGCGGCCGUGCCAUCGCCGACCGGGCGGCCCGCGCGGCGGCGCCCGCCCCGCCCCUCAUCAUCGGCGAGCCAUCCGUUCUUCAGAGUGUUCGUGUAUUUUGUAUCAUCAGCUGCGUGUGUUCACAAUACAGGGGGCGGCCCGGCCGGCCGCCGAGGUGGA
Amphibalanus amphitrite is the source of this 1675-nucleotide messenger RNA. RefSeq names its product cyclic AMP-responsive element-binding protein 1-like. Gene Ontology annotation, cellular component: transcription regulator complex; nucleus. The coding region runs from base 326 to 1150 and encodes 274 amino acids. Gene Ontology annotation, biological process: regulation of transcription by RNA polymerase II. The transcript has 7 exons. The record is from RefSeq and is a predicted model, not a curated record. Gene Ontology annotation, molecular function: DNA-binding transcription factor activity, RNA polymerase II-specific; protein binding; RNA polymerase II cis-regulatory region sequence-specific DNA binding. NCBI's taxonomy places the organism in Eukaryota, Metazoa, Arthropoda, Thecostraca, Balanomorpha, Balanidae.